Messenger RNA from Phytophthora infestans T30-4, 5163 nucleotides. RefSeq lists its product as uncharacterized. Gene Ontology annotation, biological process: negative regulation of cell population proliferation. The transcript has 2 exons. The record is from RefSeq and is a predicted model, not a curated record. The coding region runs from base 1 to 5163 and encodes 1720 amino acids. Lineage: Eukaryota; Oomycota; Peronosporomycetes; Peronosporales; Peronosporaceae.
AUGAAUGCAGUCGACAAGCGAAAGAACAUGGCGAUCCUCGAACGAAUGCAGAAUAAACUCGACUUUAGCAGCUCCAGCGCCAAGCCGAGCUUCGACAUUGUUCCCAAGCCCCCGAUCGUAUUCACCGACUACGAGAUCGGUGGCAUUUACGAGCAAGUCGUGUAUGUCCGCAACACUGGCGUUUUAUCUCGCUGUGCUCGAAUUCUUCCGCCUGGCACGAUAUUCUUCUCCAUGGCCAGUGUAGCUUUCCCAGCAGAGCGUGGCAUGGUCGCUCCUGGUAUGCACAUAGAGCUGCGUAUACGCUUCGCCCCCGACUCUCGCGGUGACUACAAGGACAGCUUUACUGUGCAGUACGAAACAAAACAGUCGGUCGCUCGGGGGUCAACAGGAACGCCAGGAUCUGCUGGCUCAGCGCAGAUAAUUGUCCCUCUCAUGGGACGUCGCGAGCCUCCUGAGCUGACGUUGCCUCUGGUGGUUCGUGCUCACAACACGUUCGUCGGUGGGUGCUCACUCACGUCGCUCGUGUGCAAAAAUCUAGGCGGGAAAGGACGAUUCUGGCUCAUGACUGAGUCCACGUGGUCUCGACUGGAACAUCUUCAGGUGGCAAGUGAAAUAAACCCGACGCGUUCUGCGGUUGAGAUGCUCGGUGGCGAGUUCGAUCUUGGAGCUUCAAUGGACGUUGGGCCCUUUCGACUGUCACCUAACGACAUUGAACUGGAAAAGGGCGAAAGUACGAGUCUGGAUCUCGUGUAUUCUCCGUGUAGAGUCGGUGAGCAACGCGAGCGCUUCGUUAUGGUCUGUGAUAACUGCCUGGUGCGAGUAUUCCAGAUCGUGGGACGUGGCUGUCAGGUGGAGGUAGGAGCCACACACGUAAACGAUAUGCCUAUCGACACGACUACUGCGGAAAUGGGUGCACUGGAUCGACUGUUCUUCCCGGACGAGGUGCUCGUGAACGCUCGAGCUCAACAGACCAUCGUCCUUGCGAAUGAUACUCCUAUCGACGUCAAGUAUUGCUGGAGGAUUGAGCCUUUAAAUGAGGAACUGGCAGCUGACGACAGCAAGGAAAAGGCCAUGAAAGUGCCUCAUUCAGAGUGGACUCCGCCGUAUCGUAUCACUCCAGAAAGCGGUGUGUUCGCGCUGUCGUCGUCGAAGGAGUUUCGAGUCGAGUUUUUACCUGUUGAAGCUCGUGCUUAUGCGUGUCAGGCGACUCUUCUGAUCAACGAUAUCCCGGCGUGUAGCAUGCCUGGACCGGGUCAGAUGGCGCAUCUCAAGGCUGCGUUCCUGACACAAGAUGAUCCUUCACAGAGUCCACGAGAUGCAGCCGAAGCAGCAGCAAGAAAACUCACAGAUGAAGUGCCAGGGCUCUCCAUCCAGCUACAUGGACGCGGGAGACUUGGCAGCUUCACGAUCACCCCACCUCUCAAUGAUUCAUGGAUUCCUCUCGAAGAAGAUAGCGUACAACUGGCUGGGGAUACUGGACGGGAAUCCGAGCAAUUGUUACAGCAGGACAUAAAGUACUCGACUACUGUAGUGCUUCAGAACCAGAACGACGUGCCCAUUACUUUCUGCUGGGACCUCGAGCGGUUAGAACAACUCCACGUGGCUGCGAGUGCUGCAUCGACGAUGCUAUCGGCAACUACAGACAACCCUCCCAGUUUCGACUUAGCUUUAAGUCCACAAACCGGUGAGCUGGGGCCUUUGGGACAGCAACGUAUCGACCUAACCUUCACGCCUCUUUGCACGGGGUCCUUCUCCCUCCGCCUCCCUUGCCGAAUCGUAACUCCGAAUGACGCCAACUGUCCCGAAGCGCCACGGUUUGAGCGCUGGCUGCGUCUCGAAGGUUGUGUAGCUAGCGCAGAGAUUGAAAUUGUCACGUCGAAGAUUGACUUUGGGUUUGUACUUGUUGGAGCGAGUGCCGAGGCUUCUAUCACGAUCCGGAACCCGUCUCGUAUUGUUACAACACAAUGGAGAUUUCUACGCUUAGAAGAUGCUGCUACAAGUGACUCAAAGGAAUCUGUCGUCUCGAGUUCUGGCAACGAGACUGACCGCAGUAGCGUUGUCACUUCGCGUGCUACUAUUGCAUUUGCACCUGAGAAUGGACAGCUGGCACCUGGCGAGUCCUUCACUGUCAAGGCUACAUGCAUGGCUGGGUCCCAUCCCGAGUAUUUCCGCGGUUUUUUCACGUGCCAAGCAGCUCCCGAGCAGAAAUUCGGCGGCUCUACUACGCAAGGCGCGUGUGCUGCAGUGCCUGCACGUGCGGAGAUUCAGUGUCCAAACGUGUCCCUGUCAACGACACGGUUGCCACUGGGAACAACGUACAUGGACGUGGAGAUCCACCGAAAUAUUGAGCUCGUCAAUGACUCCAACCUUGAGACAACAUUCAAAUUCGUGGAACCUGAAGGCACCUCUCGAGCCUCCACGAUCACAUUUGCGCCUCAACAGGGCACAAUCCACUCGAAAGAGCGACUUGUGGUGACGUUGAACUAUAUGCCAAGACAACUCGGUCGCUUCACAACUUCUCUGGCGUGUAGUGUACGUGGCUUGCCAGCUCCAUUGUGCUUCGAAGUUACCAGCAACCACAAAGGCCUCGUACUCUCCUACGACCUGGUCCAAGCUCCGACUCCGAAGCAAUCUGCAGUUGAAAGACGAACGAUCGAAGCUUCCACUUUGAUGUUGCCGAAAUCUCCCAAGGAAAUUGCCAUGGAGCGUGGGAUUCCUCUCUCGGACUGCGACUUGGAACCCGAGACGAACCCUUUGAGUAGUGUCCCCAAGCUUGCCUUUGGCAGUUUACCUAUUGGCGAGAGACGAGAACUGUGUCUUCUGAUUCGAAACUUCAGCGGCAUCGAGGCGCUUGUAGACCUGGAAGCCAAGAAGUUCCCAGCAGCAGCAGCACCAUCGAGCGUGACAACCUUAUCACGACAAGAAAGUGCCGAGUUCAAUUCGUCUUCUCCAACGGCGUCUCCAAGUCACAGCAAGCGGAGACACAAACUGGCUCUGUCCAAGACAGUAAACUCCCCAAAGACGAGCGACAAACUGACCAAGUCUCGUCUUUCGGAUGCCAAAGACCAGGACAAUCGAUACCAAUCCGACAAUGGACGCGCGUAUCUCCGUCAAGGCGAAGACCGACAGAUAUUACGUGACGGUCGUGGAGUGGCGUUCCACCUCUCUCCAGCUCGCGUUCACAUUCUCCCGUGGGAGCAAGUGCUGGUGCGUGUCACUUGCUUUAGCAACAUGCCUGGCACGUAUGUCGACGACAUUGUAAGUCGAGCAGCGGGGGCUCCUCCUGUACUCUUACAUGCCAGCGUGCGGGUAGUAGGAACUCCCCUCGCUCUAGACCGCAACUGCGUGGGCUUGUAUGCUGGCAAACCUGUACCGGAGGGACGAACGCACGUCCUUCUUCAACAGCCGACGCUGAAUUUUGGUGACGUCUGUGUGCGUUCUCCGAUGAUCACCAGGACUUUACGCGUGGAGAACCGUGGCCCGCAACGAGCUCGUCUCAAGUGGAAGUUGGUGGAGAAUGGACGUGAAGACCAACUGGUUACUGUAACUCUGCGUGUGGACUUUGGGUCACGGUUGCAGCUACGGAUCACGCCUUGUGACGACAGCAGUAGUCAAGCUGUACUUCCGUUUGCAGUCGAGCCCCAGUCAGCGAUGGUGCCACCGUUUAGUACGACGUCGUUCCGGAUUACUUUUGAUCCCCCGAAAGAUUGUGUAGGAGCACCGAGAGUUCUGUUGCUAGCAGAUGCGCAUUGGUACGACACCAGUGUUGAGGUACAGCAUUCAGAAAGCAGUACCAUGUCCACUUCAGGAGUGGAAGAAGUUGAUCCCCGACAAGAAGAUUCGAGUCCCGGUACACACAACAACAGUCCGACACAUGCUGCAGGCAAAGCGUUUGCAGCUGUGCGCAUGGCCAACGCGAUGGCUCGGAAACCAGGUCCAGUGAUCGAGAGUAGUCCAGCCUCUUUUAUCAGUCCCAAGUGUCUUCGUGUGCUUCUUUCAGCCGACGUUAUCGAGCCUGAACUAUUCAUUGACAAGCCGCGAGAGCAUCUCCAACCACCGCCGCCUCUGUCAGGAAGGAAUACGGCACGGAAAAGCAGCUCAGCGCCGACAGUUUCCCUUCCGAAGCUUCUUGCUCCGUAUCAUAUCAAGUUCACGACAUGGUCCACACUCAUGACCACAUCGGCAGCACAGCAUCUCUUCCAUCGACGUGAGCUCUUCUUAGUGAACCGAUUGGGGUCCAGAGUGACGUUCCGACUGGAAUGCGAAGGCCCAUUUGCCGUCGCACACGCCGAUUCCUUAGCACCACGCCACCCUCUGUCCGUGGCUGAUCUCCCGGCAGCACAUCGACGACCUUCAGCUCAAGGCGAGUCCUACAUGUUCGUGUUGCCGCCACAGAUGUCCGUGCGUAUCGAUCUCCGAUUCUUACCGUCCGCGUCAUUGAUGACGGAUUCUUCCACGUCCUCAACAUUGAAAUCCAACUCCAAACUCGUUCAGCAGCAACCUUUACACGCUCGAGUCGACGGCGAAUUGCGUGUCAAAUUUGCAACGAAAUCGGUGCAAACUAUUCGCCUCGCUGCGGUUGUCUUACGCCCUGCCAUUGUGGUGUCUCCGUCGGUGUUUUUCUUCGGUCGAGUGCAUCUCUCAGCCUCCCGUUCCAUUAUCCUACGCCUUGCAAACCCAACAGUUGUCCCAGCACUCUUCUCCAUCCAACACGUGCCAAGACCCAAGCCAAUCUCUCGAGCCCAACAACAAGAGAUGCGUCAACACCACGCACACCUGACCGAUGAGCCUGGAGUCUUCACCUUCGCACAGCUGUCGGGUGAGCUCCAAGGCCCCACCACGACGCUCAAGUCGGCGGGGGGAUAUCUCUCGACCACCGACUCGAUCAGAGACCUGCUGGCAGGCGCAACCACCACCCACCCACUCGUGCACGCUCCUCUGGAGCUUCAAGUCGAGUUUCACCCGCGACAAAGUGGUAAACGAUACAAAAGCCGCUUCCGCUUCAACGUCCAACACGGUCGAGACUUUGAAGUGGUUCUGGAAGGCGUCGGCCACUUGGAUGAAGUCGACAAUCCUCGCGAUGGAGAGCGACCGCUAGUGCGUGUACGGGAACUGGAACACACGCACCAAAUCUUCCGUGGGACCUACACGAACUCCAUGUAG